Molecule: messenger RNA, 1669 nt
Organism: Rhinolophus ferrumequinum (greater horseshoe bat)
Lineage: Eukaryota; Metazoa; Chordata; Mammalia; Chiroptera; Rhinolophidae
Gene: MFAP4
Product: microfibril associated protein 4
Exons: 6
Coding region: 80-850 (256 amino acids)
Biological process (GO): elastic fiber assembly
Source: RefSeq, a predicted model, not a curated record
GCACAUAACUCUGGGCGGUUGCAGUCUGGGGCAGCAGACACUCGGCGGACACCCGGCCACUCUGAGCUGAACUGGCAGCAUGAAGGCCCUCCUGGCCCUGCCGCUGCUGCUGCUGCUUUUCUCUACUCCCCCCUGCGCGCCCCAGGUCUCCGGGAUCCGGGGAGAUGCUCUGGAGAAGUCUUGCCUUCAGCAGCCCCUGGACUGUGACGACAUCUACACGCAGGGCUACCAGGCAGACGGCGUGUACCUCAUCUACCCCUUGGGCCCCAGCGUGCCCGUGCCUGUCUUCUGUGACAUGACCACCGAGGGGGGAAAGUGGACGGUUUUCCAGAAGAGAUUCAAUGGCUCAGUGAGUUUCUUCCGGGGCUGGAAUGACUACAAGCUAGGCUUCGGCCGCGCCGACGGGGAGUACUGGCUGGGGCUGCAGAACCUGCACCUCCUGACACUGAAGCAGAAGUACGAGCUGCGAGUGGAUUUGGAGGACUUUGAGAACAACACAGCCUACGCGAAGUACGUCGACUUCUCCAUCUCGCCCAAUGCCAUCAGCGCUGAGGAGGACGGCUACACCCUCUACGUGGCAGGCUUUGAGGAUGGCGGGGCAGGUGACUCCCUGUCUUACCACAGCGGCCAGAAAUUCUCCACCUUCGACCGGGACCAGGACCUCUUCGUGCAGAACUGCGCGGCCCUCUCCUCGGGAGCCUUCUGGUUCCGCAGCUGCCAUUUCGCCAACCUCAAUGGCUUCUACCUGGGUGGCUCCCACCUUUCCUAUGCCAAUGGCAUCAACUGGGCCCAAUGGAAGGGCUUCUACUACUCCCUCAAGCGCACUGAGAUGAAAAUCCGCCGGGCCUGAGGGGCUGGCCCCAUCAGACCCUAACGCUGCCCUGGCUGCUCGGGGUCUCCAUGAGUGCUCCCUCUGCUGUGCCUGUGUCCCCCCCACCCCCACCCCCACCUCCCAUGUCAGUUCUGCUGCUCUCUUAACACCUGCUUCUCACAGGGGGCCUCUGGCUCUAGCCCCAGCGGAUCCUGUCACAGCCACCUCUAAGCCAGGCCUCUGCUCCCCUCCACCUGAGGCUAUGCUGCCAGCAGCUCCCCAGGCCUCCUCCGAAAGGCACAGGCGGCCUGGACCUGGCUGGACGCCACGUGGCUCAGUUGCCUGCACCCUGUCGCAGAGGCUGAGAGCCAGGAGCUGCUCUCCCAUGCUUCAGGCUCCGUGUUCCACCUUAGUCAGCUUCCAUACUGUGCACUGCUCCGUCUGGGGCCGCCCUAGCAUGCUACUCUGAGCUGGCACGGUCUGACCAACACCCAGAGCAUGUGGCCACCACUGCCACACCCCAGCACCCCCCGGCUGUCCUCAGAAUGUCUCUCACCCUUCACCUCCCUCCCACCAACUUGUUCUCUGGUGGGGAGCACCAUGGACUCCCGAGCCCCACCUCACUGUCAUACUUGGUUUCCCCGACCUGCCUGCCCCAGGCCCCCAAAGCUCAAUGCCAAAACUGUAUUCUACCACAGCUACUGCAUGCCACCCGUAAACAGCCACAAUCAAGGUAGGCAUAGACACCUCCCACCCACCCCAGGGCCGAGGCCUGACCCUGUGACGGGGCAGAGGACACCUUCUGUGGGGCUGGAGGCAGGUGGGGAGUGGAGGUCUCAAUAAACCUCAGGACCUGAA